Fusarium graminearum PH-1 is the source of this 1170-nucleotide messenger RNA. RefSeq lists its product as uncharacterized. Gene Ontology annotation, cellular component: membrane. Lineage: Eukaryota; Fungi; Ascomycota; Sordariomycetes; Hypocreales; Nectriaceae. Gene Ontology annotation, biological process: calcium ion transmembrane transport; intracellular calcium ion homeostasis. Gene Ontology annotation, molecular function: calcium channel activity; calcium, potassium:sodium antiporter activity. The coding region runs from base 1 to 1170 and encodes 389 amino acids. The transcript is spliced from 2 exons. The record is from RefSeq and is a predicted model, not a curated record.
AUGGUUAACGGUAACGCCAUCGCCUAUAAUGUCGCCGCCUUCAUUAGUACCCUAUUCCUUCUUGAAUUCGGUGCCGAUAAAUUCGUCGACCACACCGCUAUCGUAGCCCACCGGACGGGAAUUCCAGACACCGUAAUUGCCUUGCUUACUGCCGGCGCAGAAUGGGAAGAGCUCGUUGUCGUCAUUGCUUCUCUUGCGCAGGGUCGACCCUCGUUAGCAGUAGGAAAUAUCAUCGGGUCAGCCAUCUCGAAUAUCCUUGGCGCCUUUUCCCUCGGGCUUUUGUUCCGUCCAAAGGGCUCGCACGUUACGUUUGAUAGGAGCUCUCGGAUAUACUCGCUCUUCUUGCUUAUUAUCACCACUUUUGUUACGCCAAUCACCUACUUCUCCCAUAGGAUAAUCUGGUUGAUAUGUGGUUCUAUCUUGAUUGCCCUCUUCGCCAUCUACCUAAUCUCCAUAGGGUGGGCUAUUAGUCGAGGAAGUCUCACCGCGCCCGAAGGUUCGGAUGAUGAUAGCAGCGAUGAUGAAAGCGACACGUCGUCGAUAGAAUCGACGAGGUCUAUCAACCGCCGGCGGCAUGAAAUCCAGGCGAGCCAAGAGGAGAGGGAGCCUGAGAAUAGGAACGAACUGGACCAGCGAGUCGGUGGCAGUGCUGAGGGGGUCGUUGUCACAAAUGUGUCGAGCCGUCGAAGGCGACGGAGCCUUGGGUACCAUAUCGGGUUCCUGAUGCUCGGCUUUUUAGCCAUCUGCCUAGCCGGCUAUGUUCUCGCGCAUGCGGCCAUUAAUAUCACAGAUGCCAUUGGCAUCUCUGACGUGCUGUUUGGUAUUAUCAUUCUUGCUAUCGCCACUACCCUGCCUGAGAAAUUUGUUGCUGUCCUAAGCGGGAACCGGGGUCAUAUAGGGAUUCUUGUGGCUAAUACCGUCGGGAGUAAUGUCUUUCUCCUGUCGCUUUGCCUAGGCAUUGUAAUGGUUGAUACCUCUGGGAAUUUUAAUGGGGGUAAUGUUAAUAUCCCUGAGCUAUGUAUCCUUUGGGGCUCUACGCUAGCGCUUACAUUAACCGUUUGGUACGGCGAAAGGUUUGAUCGAUGGAUUGGAGGAAUUAUGUUGCUCAGUUACAUUGCAUUUAUAGUCUUGGAGUUUACAGUCAUUCACCAUGUAGCCGAUUCGCCAUAG